This is a messenger RNA of Oenanthe melanoleuca, 4574 nucleotides long. RefSeq names its product 5-oxoprolinase, ATP-hydrolysing (gene OPLAH). The record is from RefSeq and is a predicted model, not a curated record. Gene Ontology annotation, molecular function: 5-oxoprolinase (ATP-hydrolyzing) activity. The coding region runs from base 76 to 4020 and encodes 1314 amino acids. Gene Ontology annotation, biological process: glutathione metabolic process. Gene Ontology annotation, cellular component: cytosol. The transcript is spliced from 26 exons. Lineage: Eukaryota; Metazoa; Chordata; Aves; Passeriformes; Muscicapidae.
UCUCCCGCUCCCGGUGCCGUUCCCGCUCCCGUUCCCUGUCCCGCUCCCGUUCCCGGUCCCGGUGCCGGUCGGGCCAUGGCCGCCCCGCUCGCCCCCUCCGGUUUCCAGUUCGCCAUCGACCGCGGCGGGACGUUCACGGACGUGUUCGCGCGCUGCCCCGGCGGCCGCGUGCGCGUGCUCAAGCUGCUCUCCGAGGAUCCCGCGUACCGGGACGCGCCCACCGAGGGCAUCCGCCGCAUCCUGCAGGAGGAGCUGGGGGUGCCCCUGCCCCGGGACCAGCCCCUGGACGGGUCCCUGAUCCAGUGGAUCCGCAUGGGCACCACGGUGGCCACCAACGCGCUGCUGCAGCGCCGGGGCGAGCGCACGGCCCUGGCCGUGACCCGCGGCUUCAGACACCUGCUGCACAUCGGGGAGCCGGCCCGGCCGCGCCUCUUCGACCUGGCCGUGGCCAUGCCCGACGUGCUGUACGAGGACGUCAUCGAGGUUGACGAGCGCGUUGUCCCCGAGCAGCCGGAUUGUCACCUGCCCGGGAGUGACACCUGGCCCCGGGUGCAAGGCUGCUCUGGGGUCACCCUGCUGGUGCAGAAGCCGCUGGACCUGGGGCGGCUCCGGGGGGACCUCGAGGGGCUCCUGGGGCGCGGCUUCCGCAGCCUGGCGGUGCUGCUGCUGCACAGCUACGCGUGGCCGGUGCACGAGGAGCAGGUGGCCACUCUCGCCCUGGAGCUGGGGUUCUCGCAGGUGUCGCUCUCCUCGGGCGUGGCGCGCAUGGCCCGGGCCGUGCCCCGCGGCCUCACCGCCUGCGUCGACGCUUACCUGAGCCCAGGUGUGCGGCGCUACCUGAGCAGCUUCUGCCAGGGCUUCCGGGACGGGCUGCAGGGUGUCCGGGUGCUGUUCAUGCGCUCGGACGGGGGGCUCACCCCCAUGGCCAGUUUCGGGGGGGCCCGCGCCAUCCUGUCAGGCCCGGCCGCGGGGGUCGUGGGCUACGCCAGGACCACCUACGACCCCCAGGAGGGGACCCCCGUCAUCGGCUUCGACAUGGGAGGCACCUCGACGGACGUCAGCCGCUACGCGGGGGAGCUGGAGCACGUGUUCGAGGCCACCACGGCCGGAGUGUCCAUCCAGGCGCCGCAGCUGGACAUCAACACCGUGGCCGCGGGGGGAGGGUCCCGGCUCUUCUUCAGGUCGGGUCUCUACGUUGUCGGUCCCGAAUCCGCGGGGGCUCAUCCGGGUCCGGCCUGUUACCGCAAGGGGGGUCCCCUGACCGUCACCGAUGCCAACCUGGUUCUGGGCCGGCUGCUCCCGGAUUUCUUCCCGCGGAUUUUCGGGCCGGGCGAGGACGAGCCGCUGUGCCGGGGCGCGGCCGAGGGGGCGUUCCGGGCGCUGGCCGCCACCAUCGGGGACAGCGGGGACGGCCCCGGGGAGCCGCCCUCGGUGGAGGAGGUGGCCCUGGGCUUCAUCCGCGUGGCCAACGAGGCCAUGUGCCGGCCCAUCCGCGCGCUGACGCAGGCUCGGGGUCACGACGCCGCCCGGCACAUCCUGGCGAGUUUCGGCGGUGCCGGCGGCCAACACGCGUGUGCCAUCGCCCGGGCACUGGGCAUGCGGCGGGUCGUGAUUCACAAGCACAGCGGUUUGCUGUCCGCGCUGGGUCUCGCUCUGGCCGAUGUCGUGCACGAGGAGCAGGAGCCGUGCGCGCUCCCGUACGAACCCGCCGCGUUCCCGCAGCUGCAGCGGCGCCUGCGCGAGCUCGAGCGGCGCUGCCGGGACGCGCUGCGGGAGCAGGGCUUCGGCGACGAGCAGAUUGUCACCGAGCCGUUCCUGCACCUGCGCUACGACGGCACCGACGGGGCCCUGAUGGUGUCACCGCGGGGCCACCCCCCGCACGCCGGGUCCUGCGCGGCCGGGGACUUCCUGGCGGCCUUCACCGAGCGGUACCAGCAGGAGUUCGGGUUCACGCUGCCGGGCCGGGCCGUGCUCGUGGACGAUCUGCGGGUUCGGGGCCGCGGCAGAACCGAGAGCGGGGCGGAGCCACGGCUGGGGGAGAGGGGCGGGAAACCCAGAGUGGAGAGGGUGACCCGCGUGUAUUUCGAGGGCGGGUACCAGGACACGCCCGUGUUCCUGCUGGGGGAGCUGGGCAGCGGCCACACCCUGCCCGGGCCGGCCCUGAUCAUCGACACCAACAGCACCGUCCUGGUGGAGCCGGGCUGCGUGGCCUCGGUGACGCCGCUGGGGGACCUGAGCAUCGCGGUGGGGGAGGGGCCGCGGCGGGAGCUGGGCACGGAGCUGGACCCGGUGCAGCUCUCCAUCUUCUCCCACCGCUUCAUGAGCAUCGCAGAGCAGAUGGGGCGCACGCUGCAGCGCACCGCCAUCUCCACCAACAUCAAGGAGCGCCUCGACUUCUCCUGCGCCCUGUUCGGGCCGGGGGGGGGGCUGGUGUCCAACGCCCCCCACAUCCCCGUGCACCUGGGCGCCAUGCAGGAGGCCGUGCAGUUCCAGAUCCGUAACCUGGGCCCGGAGCUGCGCGAGGGUGACGUCAUCCUGAGCAACCACCCGCGGGCGGGGGGCAGCCACCUGCCCGACCUGACCGUCAUCACACCUGUGUUCUGGCCGGGCCAGCCCCGCCCCGUGUUCUUCGUGGCCAGCAGGGGGCACCACGCGGACGUGGGGGGCAGCACCCCCGGCUCGAUGCCCCCCCACUCGCAGAGCCUGAGCCAGGAGGGGGCGGCGUUCGUGUCCUUCAAACUGGUGACAGGGGGACAGUUCCAGGAGCAGGCGGUGACCGAGGCCCUGCUCGCCCCCGCCUCCGUCCCCGGCUGCUCGGGCACGCGCAACCUGCGCGACAACCUGGCGGACCUGCGCGCGCAGGUGGCGGCGAACCGGAAAGGGAUCGGGCUGGUGCGGGAGCUGAUCGGGCAGCACGGGCUGGCGGCCGUGCAGGCCUACAUGGGAUACGUGCAGGCCAAUGCCGAGGUGGCCGUCCGGGACACGCUCCGCGCCGUGGCCGCGCGCUUCGGGACGUCGCUGGCGGCCGAGGACUCGAUGGACGACGGGACCCCGAUCCGGCUGCGGGUGCAGCUGGACCCCGAGGAGGGCAGCGCCGUGUUCGAUUUUGGGGGGACGGGCCCCGAGGUUUUGGGGAACUGCAACGCGCCGCGAGCGAUCACCCUGAGUGCGCUCAUCUACUGCCUGCGGUGCCUGGUGGGGCACGACAUCCCCCUCAACCAGGGCUGCCUGGCACCUGUCCAGGUGCGCAUCCCGCCCGGCUCCAUCCUGGACCCCUCCCCCGAGGCCGCGGUGGUGGGCGGGAACGUGCUGACGUCACAGCGCGUGGUGGACGUGGUGCUGCGCGCCUUCGGGGCCUGCGCCGCCUCCCAGGGCUGCAUGAACAACGUGACGUUCGGCUCUGCCCGCGGGGGUUACUACGAGACGGUGGCGGGGGGCGCCGGGGCCGGGCCCGGCUGGGGGGGGCGCAGCGGGGUGCACACGCACAUGACCAACACGAGGAUUACUGACCCCGAGAUCCUCGAGCUGCGGUACCCGGUGCUGCUGCGCCGCUUCGAGCUGCGGGCGGGCUCGGGGGGGGCGGGGCGGUUCCGGGGGGGGGAGGGGGUGAUUCGGGAGCUGCAGUUCCGGAGAGCGACCGAGCUGUCGGUGCUGAGCGAGCGCCGCGCCACGCGGCCCUACGGGAUGGCCGGGGGGCUCCCGGGGGCUCCGGGGCUGAAUUUGCUGCUGCGCCGCGACGGGAGAAUCGUCAACCUGGGGGGCAAGAGCCAGGUGUCGGUGGAGCCGGGGGACAUUUUCCGCCUGCUGACCCCGGGCGGGGGGGGGUACGGCCCCCCCGAGGAGGAUUUUGGGGGCGCCCCCCAGGACCCUCCAGACCCCCAGGACCUGUGGGCGCCCCAGAACUGCCUGAACCCCCAAAACGUGGGGAGCGCCCCGGCCCCACAGACCCCACAGACCCCACAGACCUUCCUGGAGCGCGGCAGCGUCUUCGAGUUCCGGCGGGCGCAGGAGGGGGUGUGACCCCAAAACCCCAAAAACCGCUAUGGGGCAGCCCCACAACCCCAGAAAUGCACCGUCCAUGGGGCAGCCCCCAUCCCAAACUCUCUGUGGGGUUUGGGGUGCUUUUGGGGUGGCCCCUCCUCUAGAAACGCACAGUCCAUAGGGCAGCCCCCCAACCCCGCUAUGGGGCAGCCCCCCAUUGUUAGAUAUGCACAAUCCUAUAGGGCAGCCCUCAACGCUGCUAUGGGGCAGCCCCACACCCACUCCAGCUAUGCAUCCCCUGAAUGGGGCAGCCCCACAACCCCGCUAUGGGGCAGCCCCCCAUUGUUAGAUACGCACAAUCCUAUAGGGCAGCCCCAAAACCCCGCUGUGGGGCAGCCCCCCAUUGAUAGAUAUGCACAGUCUCUGGGGCAGCCCCACAUCCCAACUGCCCCCUCCAUCCUCUAGAUACGCACAAUCCCAUAGGGCAGCCCCUGACCCCACUAUGGGGCAGCCUCGCCCCCCACUCCAGCUAUGCACCCCCUCUAUGGGGCAGCCCCCCAUUGUUAGAUACGCACAGUCCAUGGGGCAGCCCC